UUAAAUAAAGUUGGUUUUAACUAUGAAAAUGAAUUUUUAAAUUACAAUUUUGCAAUGAAAUUUUAUGUUGAAAAUGACCAUGCAUUUAAAAACCAUAUGGAAACUAUAUUCAACGAUACUUGGGUCAAAAGUUAUACUGAAAAAUAUAAAACACAUAGUGACAGAUCACUUCUGAAGUCUGACAAUGUUAAACAUUAUAUACUUUCUUACUAUGAUGAAAUCAGAUUGCAUGAUGAGAUCAAUCUGCCUGACAUAUGGACUCCAAAAGAAUUUUGUGAUGAAGAACAAAAAGAAAAAGAAAAAGCGAAACAGUCGAAAUGUGUAAUGUUUCCCGCAUUAUUAUCGGAUUUCACAGAAACGAUUCUGAAGAAACUUUUUAUUACAUGUCCAGGUAGGAUAUCUGACAUGAUCUUAAUUAUUCCUUUAACUUAA
This is a messenger RNA of Rhopalosiphum padi (bird cherry-oat aphid), 432 nucleotides long. RefSeq lists its product as uncharacterized. Lineage: Eukaryota; Metazoa; Arthropoda; Insecta; Hemiptera; Aphididae. Bases 55 to 432 code for a protein of 125 amino acids. The record is from RefSeq and is a predicted model, not a curated record. The transcript has 10 exons.